CAUCAACCUCAAGCAAAGACAGUAAGAGGAUAAAGUUCACGUAGGACGAGCACAAAUAGACCUGAGCAGGUCAAGAUAACACAAACACUUCUGUUCACGCAAAACACUUUGUUUUGUAUCAGAAGGAGGAAGAGCUUCAGUCUUCUGCUGACUGAUCUGAGUCACAUCACAAAUCGCCACUAAGAAUGAAGUUCCUUCUCAGUUUGACGACUCUUGUCGCUGCAUCAUGUGUCUUUAGUUUUGCAGACGCUGAGCAAAUGAAUGUCUUCUCAGAGGACAUCUUAAAACAGCUGUCAGAGGAUGGUGAGAAGCUUGUGAAUGAGGAGAUGAAAAGAGCGCUGUAUGGCGUGAAGCAGAUGAGGGAGGUGAUGUGGAGGAAUGAGCAGAAGCAUGAGCACCUCAUGAACUCUCUGAAGCACAGCAGUGACAAGAAGAAGGGGGCAGCCCAGCUAGCAAAGGAUGUGAGUGAGAAGCUGGAGGAGGCAGAGGAGCAGUGCAAAGACUCCCUGCAGUCAGAGUGGGAGGAAUGUAGACCCUGUCUGGAGGAUGCAUGUAAAACCUUCUACACCUCCACUUGCCGCAGGGGCUUUGCUUCUUUCCACAGUAAGGUUGAAUCCUUUUUCCAAAGAGUCUCCAGACGCUUUGGUCCAAGAGAGCGCCCUCUGGAGGCAGGCGACAUCUUGGUGAACCAAAGUCCUGAUGAAUCAGAACCAGAUGUAGUUCAGAUUGAGAAUUCUUUCAAGCGAGUUAUGAGCAAGGUGGGGACCUUGGUGAACUGCAGCAUCGCUUUGGUCUCCAGGAUGAGCAGCAGGCUUGACGGAGUCCUUCAGAAGGCUUUCCUGAACAACACCAAUGAACUGUCAGAGGAAAGCGCUUCCGAUCCAUACUACCCUGGGCGCGACUCCGGCUUCCUGCAUGGCGUUGGGCUGGAGGAGGUGCUGGAGUCAUUCUUUGACUUUGGAAAGAGCGUGGUGGAGGAGUUUGGAGCUGUGGUUACCCAGGUGUUUGAUGAUAUCCAUCAGACUGUGGAGGAGGAGACUAAGAAAGAGAUAAAAAGCUUCCCUCGCUUCCUGCAGAACAGGAGGCUGUGCAAAGACCUUCGCAGGCAGACAUCAGAGUGCUGGCAGCUUCAGAACAAGUGUGAGGCCUGCCAGGGAGCUUUGCUCACAGAGUGCACCGGUGUUCGUGAACUGCAUGUGGAGCUGGAUGAAAUAUCCCAGCUGCUGGAUAUCUCCAAACAGCAAUAUGAUGAGAUCUUGUCCAUUGUCCAGCAUCACACCGACGAGACGGUCAAGUGGCUGACCAACAUGGCAGCCGAGUUCAGCUGGGUGGCUCAGGCUGUGAGCAACAGCAGCACUCCUCAAAAUGUUUUCCGCAUCACAAUGGUGGCACCAGAGAGCCACGAGGAGCAGAAUAUGUCUGCCACUGAGACUAAGGUGGAAGUAAACGUCCUGAACUCUCCCCCACUCACACUCAACAUCCCUGGGGAGCUGGAGCUGCACAAUCCAGCUUUCAUCCAGUACGUGGCCCAGGAGGCUCUGGACAAGUACAAGGAGAUGGUCAGGAUUGAAGAUGCGUAACACUGCUCCGUCUUCUUUAUUUUCCGCACUUCAUAGUAGUAAACAUCUUCGUGUUGAUAUCCGAAGACACUACAGCUGUAGCCAAUAUCUAUCCGACUCUUUCAAGUUUUCUUCUUGUUAAAUAGUGUAACUUCACAAAAUAUGUUCUAUUCACAGACCAAGUGAAAUGAGACACUUUCUGAAUUUUUUAGUGGAUGUUAAACACAUGAAAGCUACAUGUAACAUUUAGUUUAUCAUUUUAUUCUGUACAAAAUCAUAUUAGUUAACAUUCUCAUAACUUUCAUCAUGUGUACCCACACUAGAUCAGGUCUCACUCUUAAGGGACAAUCUCUUACAUGAAUGAUGCACAGAAAGAAAAAAAAAUUCACAUCUUCAGUAUUGUCUAAUUUCUCGUACUUUCAAGGAUUCUGUACCUGUGAGAAUUUAAACAAAUUUUGACAUUUGUAUUAUUUAUUAAAGAACUAAGCCAUGGCUCAGCCAUAGUCUCUGUUAUGUGCUUGUGUUAUCCGAGUUUUAUUAGAUUAGGUUAUGAGUGUGAAAGUGGAGGCAAAUGUCACAUACUCAAGUACAAAACCUCCUCACAUAUGUGUAAAAAAGCUCAAAAUAAGUUCAUCUUUUAUUUGCAGUACCAUAUUUUCAUACUAGCUGUAGUUUAACAGUAGAAUUUGAAGAUUUCUAUUUUUUAACCUCCGUUCCCAUCCUCCUCGCUGUGUGGAAGUGGAAUGAUAAACCUGCAUCAGUUUCUGUUAUUUUAAACUUUGCUUUGACUGUAGACGUUGCUAAGAACAUACAUGUGACUUAUUGUAACCAAGUAAGUGAACCAUGUUCACUUACUUUUCCCAUUUUGAAGAGUUUAUUAAAAAUGUAGUUAUAUGCCACGAAACAAAACAAAAAAACAGGAACAUAUUAGCUAAAGCUAAAAUGUUCCUCAACAUUUUGAUCAAUUUAAAAAGUACAUCAUUUAUUUAAAAUAAAUAAAUAAAUAAAUGUGACUUUUAAAAUUAAAUAAAUUUGUUAGGUAUAUUUAGGGGAGCCACAAAAUGUAAAUUCCUGAAUCCGCCCCACAUAGGAUGUCAUAAAUUGUCAAUUAGAAAUUCAAUACCAACUAGAAAUAUAUAUUAAUAAAAACAAAUAAAAGAGCUAAACUUAUUUGAGUUAUUCUUUUUUACACAUUUACCAAAAGUCUUCCCUGUAUGUUGCUAAUUAAUUAGCUUCCUGAAACUGUUAUUUAAUUGUGAGCAACUCAAAGUAAAAAAAGAAAAAAAAAAGUUUAUUAGUGGAGUUAUCCACCAAACAAGACAAUUUGACAAAUUAAAUCAGAUAAUUUCUUUCCCUAAUUGCAGUUUAAAGUUCAUUUAUAGAAACUGUUCUUUUUAAAAAAAAAAAAA
Xiphophorus couchianus (Monterrey platyfish) is the source of this 2968-nucleotide messenger RNA. RefSeq names its product clusterin-like 1 (retinal) (gene clul1). The coding region runs from base 186 to 1580 and encodes 464 amino acids. The record is from RefSeq and is a predicted model, not a curated record. The transcript has 9 exons. Lineage: Eukaryota; Metazoa; Chordata; Actinopteri; Cyprinodontiformes; Poeciliidae. Gene Ontology annotation, cellular component: nucleus. Gene Ontology annotation, molecular function: misfolded protein binding.